Rotaria sp. Silwood2 is the source of this 315-nucleotide messenger RNA. Lineage: Eukaryota; Metazoa; Rotifera; Eurotatoria; Philodinida; Philodinidae. The record is from the annotation of a GenBank genome assembly.
AUGAUUUUUCGUUCAAUAUUCGCAUUUACUUUAAUUGUAACUGUUUUUGUUCCUCGAUUAAAUGCGAUAAAUCCUUCAUAUCUUCAAGGAGAUUAUGAUAAAGAAUUGGCUGCUCCCAAUAUUGUUGGUUUUGAUUAUCAAAGUCUGCCUAUUGUUAUUAAACAAGAUGAUGAUGGCGAAGAAAUAACGGAUGAUAAUAUUUUAAAACGUAGUAUAUUUCGAAAUUUUCAUUUAAGUCCAUUAUGGUUAUCACGUCGAACACGUGCAUAUCGUUUUUAUGGAAAACCAUUAUGGAUUUCUCGAACUGGACGAUAG